Molecule: messenger RNA, 2316 nt
Organism: Parasteatoda tepidariorum (common house spider)
Lineage: Eukaryota; Metazoa; Arthropoda; Arachnida; Araneae; Theridiidae
Product: single-strand DNA endonuclease ASTE1
Source: RefSeq, a predicted model, not a curated record
CAAUAGCAAUCUCGGAAUUAACAUAAAAUGAAGACAGGUUUUGUGUUUGUAAACAAACAAAGUAAUGUUUCCUUAGUUUUCACUAAUAUCUAUGAAUUUCUUGAAAUUUGGAAUUUAUUUUGCUGAUCAUCAUUUUUAUCAUGGGAGUUAGAGGCUUGAGUACUUUUUUUAAUAACAAUCCAGAUUUAAUGAAGCCAUUCAAACUGCAUGACACGACUAUCAUUAUAGAUGGAAACAAUCUUAUUCAUUUAUUAUAUUUUAGAAGCAAAGUUGAUUGUAUGUAUGGUGGGGAUUACAACAGAUAUUCAUCAUCAGUGCAGAAAUAUUUUUCUUCAUAUCUUGAAUGUCAUAUCAAACCUAUCGUCAUAUUUGAUGGAGGUUACGACACAUCUAAUCGAAAGUUAAGAACAAAUUUAUUAAGAUCUAAGUCAAGAUUGACUCUAACUCAACAAAUCGCAAAAUACGGAGAUUGUGCUGGAAAUGUUUUACCCAUAAAUGCUCAAGAGGUAUUUCGAUGUGUGCUAUCGGAGAUGAAUAUACCUUUCGCCCAAUGCGACUUUGAAGCUGACGACCAGGUGACUGCACUCGCAAACUACUACCAAUGCCCUGUCCUCAGUGAUGAUAGUGACUUUUUUAUUUUUGAUGUUAAGAAAGGUUUUAUAAGACUAUCCUCAAUAGAAACUACAGUAUGCUUAGGAACAGCUAACAACGGAUUUCAAUUCAAGUACCUAAAAUGUGACAUUUAUUAUAUUGAUAAAUUUCUUUCUUUUUUUCCUGGUAUUGAUCGAAGUGUUCUUCCUUUAUUUGGUACUUUAGUUGGAAACGAUUUUGCUAACACCAAAGACUUUGAAACUUUCUUUUCAAAUAUUCAGUUACCUAAGCAGAAGUACAAAGGCCUAAAAAUCAAUCAGGGGCAACGGAGAAUUAUUGGCCUUCUAUCCUGGCUGCAAUGUUACAACCUCGAAGAGGGCAUAAAACAAGUAAUUUGUCGUCUCAAAAAAGAAAGACGAGAGAAGGUUAAAUAUAUGAUCGAUAAUUCUGUUAAUGGUUACAGAAUAGAAUCGUGCAAUUUAAUACAUGUCUUAAAUGGCGAUGCAUCUCUUUGUUCUAAAGAAUUAAUGCUAAACUCUCGGAUUAUUUUACCGUGUGGUAAAAAAUUGCCUAUCCAGUUUAUCAUCUCUUUUCAUCAAGGGUCUCUCCCAUCUUUCUUUCUGAAUGUGGUUAAUCUGCAUCGAAUAUUUUUACCAGCUCAGGUCGAAAAUACCCACCUGGAAAGCAGUUUUGUAUGUUCUCGCUAUAUUCGUCAAAUAUUGUAUGGCAUACUUUUGCAGCAUGAAUUUGCCAACUCCGAAGAGCAUACCAAUUUGUGCCUUAAAUCUGUUGAAGAAUACGAUCGCCGAUGUGGAAGUGUUCAGCGUUUCUUAGUUGAACCUAUUUUCAACCUGGCAAAUGGAAAUCCUCUUCCGAUGUUGAAUCAUCUUUACGAUUUAGAAGAGGAUUAUCUGCAUGAUUUAUUGUUAGAUGUAAUUGACUGCCAAAAGUCAUUCAUCUUUUUAUUACCAAACAAUUUAAAAUUAUUGUUUGGAUCCAUAAUUUAUUGGCUAAAGAACUGCACACCCGCUCCUUGCGAAGAGUUCCUAUACGCCUUAAUUUUAUGUGUGAUACACUUAAACCUGCUGUUGCCAAAAUCCAAGGAGGUAAUUCAAAAGAAAAUGGAGCGAUGUAGUGAUGAUUUCAAAAACAUACGAUCAUUGGUAAAAACAAUAUCAUCUUCUGAUGCUUUGGUAGCUACCAAAAAUAUGAAAAAAUAUUUGCAAAAACCCACAUUCAAUCGGGCGAAUCCUCUUAUUCUUCAUAUAGUACAUAGCUACAGUCAAUUUCAAACAUGCGUACUAUACAUUUCCUAUUUAAAUAUGUUGCUGCGUUCUCCAUUUGAAAAUCCCAAGUUACACGAGUGUCUCUGUGGUACUAUGAUUUACAAUUUGACCAAAGAGAUACUUUCUCGGCCAUAUCCCGAUUUAUUCGUAUCAGAAUUUUUAGGUAGGCAAUCAAACGUAGCCAUAUUAUUUAAUACAUUAAAGGAUGAAUUACUGAGGAAUGUACCCUGUGAAAGCUACGUAAAAAUCGAUCGCUCCGAAAAUCAAACUAAAAAAUCUUGCUCCAUAAAGAAAAAAUCGCAAAUUCAAAAAACUAGUGAGAAAUGUGAUCCAAACGUAGAACUAAAUUAUAACGAGUUUGGACAACUGUCUUUAUUUGAUGGUGAACUAAAUGGUGAUUGUACUGAAGUCUAUAUAUAAAAUUAUUUAUAUUUUCUUG